ACCACCACCACCACCAUCAUCAUCAUCAUCAGCUGCCUACUGUCACUCGUGCUGCUCAACCUCCUGUUCAUGACCUGUUUUUUCGGCCCAGCAAGCUUCAGGAGUGACAGAACCCAUGUGGCAGAGCACCAAGCAGCCUCCGCCUGACCCCCCGUGCAGCGCCAGUGAUGGGCAGGCAGUGCACUAGUGCCGUGGCGGUGCCCUGGUAGCCUGGCCCUCGCAGUGCCCAGUGCCACCAUGCAGGCGCCACCCUCCUACACCAGCGGCCCGCCCCCCCGCCACCACCGCCGCUGCCGACCCUCCGCCUGCCUCGACACGGAGCGGAACCUGCUGUCUGCGGUGGUGAACUUGCUGGUGGUGGUGGUGGUGUGCGUGGCGGUGUUCCAGCCCCGGUGGUUCUGGAUGGAGGGCGGGGGCUGCUCCACCAACACCCUCAGCCUCUACCUCUUCUUCCUCGCCGGACGGUUUGUGAAAGUGAAGACAGGCUCGGACUCCUCCUCCUCCUCCUCCUCCUCAACAUCACCUUCGUUAAUCUCCUCAUUGUCUUCGUCUUCCUCCUCCUCCUCUGCCUCUGUGCCUAGUGGUGGUGGGGACUCAGACUCAGCCUCCUACAUCUACUACAUCAAUGGGGAAGAGCUGAAGUCGUGUGUGACGCCGCACAUCGUGUCGCUGCUGCAGGUGGUCAUCGGGCUGGUGUUCCUGAUGGCCUGCGCCGCCUGUGUCCAGCUCAUGAUGGACCUGGCGGGGCCGGCCGGACGCACGGUGCGCUGCCUUCGGAGGAACGCACUGCCCAGUAUUGUGGCAGUGUGGGUGUGCGUGGUGGGGGUGGGCGUGUGCUACCGCCUCACCAUCCUGCUGGAGUACCUGCAGGAGGCCACCAAGCAAGACAGAGUCCAGGUCAAGUUUGACGUGGGAUUCUACCUCUUUGUCCUGGCAGGAGGCUUGUCGGUCCUGGCGGUGGGCUGCAGCUGGCUCCGCCCCGCACACAUCUUCCAGGAGCCAGACGGGGCGCCCCUCAUGGAGGACUGCGGGCUUGAGGGUCUCGACAGCCCGGGCGGCGCACUCGGCUACCCCUUCAUCAUCGACCGCGAGCCCCCACCACCGCUGGAAGGCAACCCCCCACCCCCCUACACCCCCUAGUCUAGCCUCUGGUACAGUGUCUUUGGGGGAGUCCUGGAGGAGAGGAAGGACCCAGGAGGAUAUUUGAACCCAUGUGAGAGGUUCUUUUCUUUGAUUUUGUUAGUUUACUUUAUCUUGUGGUUCUACAGCCAAAGGAGGAGGAGGAAGGAGAGUGGGAAUGUAAGAGGAAGAGGGAGGAAAUGUUGGAGGAUGAGAGAGAGGGAAGUAGGAAGAAGUGUAAGAGGAGGAGGGAGAAGAAAGAGGAACAUUAAGAGGAGGAGGAAGAAGGAAGAGGAAGUAGUUUUAAGUUGUGAUCGGAGCAUUUUUUUCCCUGUUUCUUGUAAUACCUUUUACUGCUAUAGACAAAGGAGGAAGAGGGAGAAGAAGUUAGGAAGAGGAAGUGUAAGAGGAGGAGGAAGAAGGAAGCGGAAAGUAGUUUAAGUUGUGAUAGGACCAUUUCUUUCCCUGUUUCUUGUUUUACCUGUCUUCUACUUCUAUAGCUAAACGAGGAAGAGAAAAAAGGAAGAAGGAAAUGUAGGAGAAGUGAGUGGGAGGAGGGAAGUAGCUUGUGUUUAUAUGGGAGAAACUGGUCCUGCCCUGCUUCAUAUAUGUUCUGUUUUUCCUAAUGGUUGAAUUGGGUUGAAUUUUUUUGGAAGCAGAAAAGGAGAGAAGGAAAAAGGAAGGAAAAUUGAGUUCUUGUGGGAGAUUCUUGCCAUUUCCUAUUUCUGUUGUUUUUAUUUUUCCUGUUUUCAUAGUCUGAAUUGGGGUUGUAUUUUUUUGAAGCAGUGAAGGAGAGAAGGAAAAAGGAAGGAAAAUUGAGUUCUUGUGGGAGAUUCUUGCCGUUUCCUAUUUCUGUUGGUUUUAUUUUUCCCGUUUUCAUAGUCUGAAAUGGUGUUUAGUUAUUUGGAAGCAGUGAAGGAAAGGGGGAAAUGUAUGAUCUUGUGGAAGGGUCUUUUCUCCCCUUCCUCUUGGUUAGGUUUCCCGUUUUUCCCUUACCUGAGGAGUCUGAUGUGUGGUGUGGUGGAUCAGAGAACGCCCUGAAGCACCAAGAGGAGAAGGGGCUAGACAGAGGAAGGAUGAAGCAUUAGGUGUUAGGGAAUCUGUUUGGUUGUCUCAUACUUUGUCAUCUUGGUUGUCAUUACUUUCAUUCCCCUUUUCCUGCUCUUCCUCCCUCUCCUUCCAGCCAACAAGGCCCAGUCAGGGUGAGCCUUGACCCUCUUCUAAAUAGAGGUUGGUUGUGUUUACGUCUUGUUUCUGUCGCGGUGCCGCGCUGCAUUAAGCCAGUGGUCGUUUACUUUCCCCGUCGUGCUCGCGGCUUUCCGAUGCAAGGAACGUUUUUGGCUUUGUUUGUUGCCGUGUAUUGUUGUCACACGUUAAAACUGUGAUCUUUAAAUAUUCACCUCGGAGGCAUCAGUAAUCAUGCCUGGAGGUGUGAGGUACAUAAUAUUUCUUACAAGUAUACACAAGUAGAUGUGUAAGGGAUGACAUUGCUGUCAUGAUACUUUGUGGGGUGAAGUCACGAGCAAAAAUUUGCAUUGUGUAUCAAAUCUCUUUAGUCAGAGUAAGAUGCAUAAAUGAUAUGCAAUUUGUCUAAUAAGGAAUCACUGUUGUGUUGUAAGUCACAGACCGUCAGCCUGCGAGGGCCCAGCAGUCUGGCUACACACACACCUUUCAAGAAUCACCUUUUUGUGUAGUGCCGCGCUUGCUGGAGGCAUCCACAAGCCUGGCAAGGAUACUUCCAUGUCGGGGGCAGCCCACUCACCCGCCACAGCACUGCGCCCUCCCUGCACAGCACACACCGAGGAGGGCGCCACACAGCGGGGGUGGCUGCCCCCGGUCACCUCACCUCCAUUUGGCUCUAGUUAGCAUAAUGUGCCCACUCAUCGCUUGACACACACACAUCUCACCGGCCAUCACACUCACUCACCAGUGGCAGGAACAGGGAGGUUUGUCUGUCUGUUUUCACCAGUCCCGUCAGUGUUCACAUCUGGAAAAUAACACUGGAAAUUUGAACUGAUACAUUAAGAUAAAAAUCAAACUGAAAAUGAACGAAUGUUCUAUAUUAUGAGAAGCUAAUAUUUGUACUUUGGCUCAGCUUUCCAGGGAAGUUAAUCUCCUAUUAUGCUCACUGACUGUAAACUGUGGAGACUGGCAGGCACACACCACCCAGAAGCCUCCUUUUUGGGCCUCUUCCGGCACCACUGUUCAGUCUUAGAGGAGUGGCCGCGGCGCCCCUCACACGGCAACCACGCUUCCUCGUCAUCACAUCACCCACACGGGACAAACGUGACACAAGCCCCUCGUCAGCCACUCACUCUUCAUCACAUUUUUUGGUUUAGGUUACAAAAGUGAAGGAAAUUAAGUCAGUGUGAAUGAAGGAGCUAAGGAGGAGCGAGGGUGAGGCGAGGGGCUUGCCACACACACACACACACACACACACACACAUACACACCAGCGUUGCCAGAUUAUCAUACUCAGAACAUCGUAUAAAUUUACCAGUUUCUGACCCGUGACUACUGGGGGGAAAAAAAAAAAGAAAAAAAAAACUAACCAUUUCAACGAUAACUAAAUGAAUAACACACAGAGGGACCUAUUACAUUACUUUUCUUCUUUUUCUGAUAAUAUUACUUUUUCUUCUUUUUCUUCAUCUUCUGUUUCUUCUUCUCCUCUUUCUUUAUUUACACUUAGCUUUGGUUUUCUUUGGGUCGGACAUCAGCAAAUAUACAAGCCUGAGUACGACAAUCUGGCAACGCUGGUACACACACUCGGCACCUCACGACACUCACCCAUCAAGCUGCGGCUGCUGUCACUCAUGUUGUCCCCUUUAGUCACGGCUUCAGAGAGGACGACAAAUAUAUCCUGCGGUUGUGCCUACAUGUUCCUCUUUGUAGCUAUUUAGGCUUUGAAAUUAGACCUAUUUUUGUGAGCCGAACAGUAGAUGAAAGGAAAACUGUAGUGGUAGCGUGGAAGGUGUUUUUGGUAGUAGUGGUUUCCGAGGCCUGUUUUUGUGUACCAUCAGAGCCCGUUUGUCUGUGCUUAGGGUGCCUGAAUGCUAACUAUGACAACGGCACUAUAGAGGGAAUUUGCGGCUGAGGAAUAUGGAGAUCUCUUUUCUAUCCCUCAUCACGAAAGGGGUAAAAAGUAAAUGUUAAGUUCGUGUAAAUCGGUCACGUCAAAUGAGCUGUAAACUGCGGGAUUGAUGCGGUUGAAAACUUUUGUUGCUAGAGGAAUUGGUAAGCUUUGUAAUUUUGGAUCGCGUCGAAUCUUUGUAAUUUAAGAUAAUGUCAAAUGAGAUGUAAACUGCGGGAUUGAUGCGGUUGAGAACUUUUGUUGCUUGAGGAAUUGGUAAGCUUUGUAAUUUUGGAUUGUGUCGAAUCUGCGUAAUUUAAGAUAAUGUCAAAUGAGAUGUAAACUGCGGGAUUGAUGCGGUUGAGAACUUUUGUUGCUUGAGGAAUUGGUAAGCUUUGUAAUUUGGGAUCGCGUCGAAUCUUUGUAAUUUAAAAUGACGUCAAAUGAGAUGUACAUUGCAAGAGUGAUGUAGAGAAACGUUGUGGCCAGAGCGAACGUUAAUCUUUGUAAUUUUCCGUACGAACAUUUCUUUACGUCAUCAAAGGAGAGAGCGCCAGAAUAUGAAGUCCUUGCUAUCAGUCAGACACGGUAGAUUUUAUAACUUGCGGCUGCCUUACAGAAUGUUCAUACGUAAGCGGGUAAAAUAGUCUCAAACACCCAUUGGUCAACUGAAUAGAAUCUGAGUGAAAUCUAGACAUGGUGCUGUGUUGGUUAGGUGGGUAACAGAAGCAGUGGCUGGAGUCUAUCUAUUGCUGCACACUUAACCCGUCCGCUGCGAUUGCCAUGGAUUUCGCCUUCACUGGUAGCCUGGUAACGUAAACUCCCAGGUCUUUCUCUGCCUCUGUGGUGGAUAGUGGAGUGUUUCCCAUGUGGCACUGGUAUGAUGGACGACUACACUUUUCUUCAUCGAGUUGUAGCAGCCACGUUUUGCUCGACUCCUGCAGCUUGAUGUCUUGUAGGAAGUCCGCAUUCAAGGGGUUAACUAACACAACACCUUGUCUCUAGAUUUCACUGAAGUUGUAUGCACUCAAUCCACAGGUGUUACUGCCGAUUGAGAGAGAGAGAGAGAAUGUUAAAAGCGAUACAUUGCUGCGAUAGUAUUCUCUCUCUCUCUCUCUCAAUUGGCGGUAACAACAGGUGUUCGAUACUUACUCUGCCGACUGUACUGCCUAAACCAUACCAUUGUCAGCUCAUAAUCAAGGUCCUUUAUGGAUUGCUUUAGGAGUCUGGAGGGCAGCUGGGCUUCUGUGAUCACAUUUAAAGCCAAGCGAGGCACAGCAUGCUAAGUGCCAUACAACUGCUGCUGCCGCUGGUGUUCCUUGUAAAGCCAUGUCCGCAAGUCUUGAAGCUUUCCCGUUGGAGAUAUUAGCCAUUUCAAAAUAUGCCCAGGUGAGGUGCUGUUGACUUACUGCAUCGUGUGGUGUGGAAGGCUCUGUGAUGUCGCCUGUCUGUCAUUCUAUGCUCGGUAUUAUAAGACAUUUUCGCUUCUCACAUCAUGUUUCUAGAGGUCAAAGAGGGGGUCAUUCGGGUUCUAAUGAGUGUUUCUUUAGGUCCAUGGUACAGAAGAAGGGUCAUAAAACUACUACUUUCGCUCUCACGUCAUCUUUUUCUAAAGGUCAAAGAGGGGGUCAUUCGGGUUCUAAUGAGUGUUUCUUUAGGUCCAUGGUACAGAAGAAGGGUCAAACUACCACCAGGGUCAUAAAACUACUCCUUUCGCUUCUCACAUUAUCUGUUUCUAGAGGUCAAAGAUGGGGUCAUUCGGGUUCUAAUGAGUGUUUCUUUAGGUCCAUGGUACAGAAGAAGGGUCAGACUACCACCAGGGUCAUAAAACUACUCCUUUCGCUCUCACGUCAGCUAUUUCUAAAGGUCAAAGAGGGGGUCAAUCGGGUUCUAAUGAGUGUUUCUUUAGGUUCACGGUACAGAAGAAGGGUCAAACUACCACCAGGGUCAUAAAACUACUCCUGGAAAUGCCCACAACUAUGAAACUGUACCCAGGUCAAUGUGUGGUGUUCAGUAAUGCCGAGGGAACAUCACAGUAACCUUCCACGGUGUUCAGUAAUGCCGAGGGAACAUCACAGUAACCCUCCACACUGCCCUUGGUUAGUCACUGCUCUGUGUCAUCCAGCAAUGUUGUGAUGCCAAGAAUUUGCUCCGCCGUGACAUCCCGUUAUGCAGCAAGCUAAUCGUUGUGACUUGUUCAGCAGCAGCGCCAAUCACUGUCAAGCAUAAUAUGGAGACUUACCACAUUUUUGUUUACGGUGAAGGAGACAGGUCAAAGGCAGUAAGCAAAGAAGACAAAAAAGCCCUCUAAUCGCUGCUCCUGGAAAAGCUAACAAGAGGAGUGGCCAGAGGAGAGGUCAGUUUCAGAUGGGUUUUUCGGGUAUGCUCGUGUAAAAGUCUUAUGUUAACCCGGUAGCAGCGGGGAUCAUGUUUCUUAGUGGUCCCUCUAAGCGAGAAAAAAUAGAAAAAAUCAUCACUCACACAAACCAUUUCAAAAUAUAUAUCAAAGCAUUUGUGAUCAGUUUAUGCAUCAUCUAUUUUGGGGAGUUUAUAUGAUGGCACAAAUUUGGCCCGUCGCUGCUACCGGGCUAAAAAGUCAACCUCCAGGACUAAGAUAUACUCCAUUUAACUUUAACAUGUAACUUUAAGCCCCCAGAAAGUAGUAUCCAUACAUGAGACAUCCUAAGAAAUGGCAUGAGGGACAAAGCCAUAUUUUUCCAGUUUGCAGUAGGAAAGUCAGGCUACACAUCGCAGGAAGAACAAGACAUCAGUUGCAAGGGAAAGACGACCUUGUAUUGGUGUACCGAGUGUCACUUUUCCCUUGCAACUAAUUUCCGGUUCUUCCUGAGACGUGUAAACAAGAAAAAAAACUCUGGUGGGUGUUCUCGGAUGCUCCCACCUCCCGCGUCAAUUAUUUUCAAAGGUCAAAGGGGUUGUUGGUCACAUUCUAAUAAGUGUUUGUGUGGAUUCAUGGCACAAGAGAAAGAUCAUGCUACCAGAAGGGUCAUAAAACUACCUCUGCAAAUGUUCACAUCAACUAUCUUCAAAGCCCAAAAAGGAUAUCAACCAGGUUCUAAUGAGUGUUUGUGUGGAUUCAUGGCACAAGAGAAAGAUCACGCUACCAGAAGGAUCAUAAAACUACCUCUGCAAAUGUCCACAUCAACUAUCCUCAAAGCCCAAAAAGGAUAUCAACCAGGUUCUAAUAAGUGUUUCUGUGGAUUCAUGGCACAAGAGAAGGAUCAGACUACCAGAAGAGUCAUAAAACUACCUCUGCAAAUGCACAAAACUCCCAUGAAAGUCUUGUCCAAUGUGUGUACUUGGCCGCCAAAAUUUUAAGAAUAUGUCCCAUUGUCCCUUAUGCCACUUCUCAGCCUCGUAUGUCGACCCACAGUACUUGGUUUAAAAUUGUUCUGGAAAUACGACUUUUACACAAGUUCAUACGGUAACUGUAGAGUGGAACAUGGGUUGUGGUGCAGGGCAGGAGUGUUGUGUGUUCUCUUCAGUCAUGCAAGAUUAUCAAUGUCAAUCAUCAACACAGGAACACUUUAGGCUGUAGGAGUGGUGUAAUUUUUAAGAGGAGAUUGUUUGGCCCCGUUAGAGUAGAAAUAUUAAUCAUUAUGGUCACGUGUCAACACAGGAAUAUUGUUGGCCCUGGGAGUCUUGACAUGCUAAUAGAAAGGUGUGUCUUAUUUGGCUGGGCAAGACAUGCUAAUAGAAGGGUGUGUCUUAUUUGGCUGGGCAAGACAUGCUAAUAGAAGGGUGUGUCUUAUUUGGCUGGGCAAGACAUGCUAAUAGAAGGGUGUGUCUUAUUUGGCUGGGCAAGACAUGUUAGUUACACGAGUCCUUGCUCAGCUCAGGUCCUCUUUUAGGUUCUACAGUGCCAGUUCUGCUCACCAAAUUUUGCUCACUGGUACUCGGACUGAUCGCCAAAGCUUCAGCGUUCAACCAUUCUUCAGUUCUGUUUAAUGCUUCCUCCUCGGCUGAUAAAUUAGCUUACAUGAAAGAUCUGAUAAACUUUACCGCUAAUGGCUCACUUGUCAAACAGUUCUUAAGUAUUACAUCAAUGCAUUCAGCUGCAGUUGUUGUUUUCACAUGCUUGUCACUUAAGCCAUGGUAGUUAUUUUUAAGGAGAGUUUUUUUGCAGUGUAUGCCGCAUCAAUUCCAUUUCCAGUGAUAUCCAGUGUGGGUAGUACACUUUUGGGUCAGUCGUAUUAUUUAGAAAUUACUCAGUGGCACUAAUGAGUCAUAGAUCUGGUCAUUUAGAAUCUCAUUUCUUAUAUAACAAGGUGGACGGCAUCUUAUAGUCAGGGAAGACUUAAAAACCCUAUGUAGUGGAGUGGUGGCCAGUGCACACUGUUGACUUCGAUAGUCCAACCAUUUCAAAUAGUCCGUUGAGGCGUUGGAUUCCGUGGGUCCUUUCCUCCCCUCUGCUCUGCCACACAGUCCCAACACCUAUCCCUUCCUUUCAUACGUUACCUAUAGCUAACAUAUGAGAGGGAAAAAUAGGUGUUGGGACUGUGUGGCAGAGCAGAGGGGAGGAAAGGACCCGUGGAAUCCAGCGCCUCAACGGACUAUUUGAAAUGGUUGGACUAUAAUUUUAAGUGCCGGCAAAAAGUACCAAACACCCACAGGUCUUUUAAAUGGAAUUGGAGUGAAAUGUAUGGACACUGUGCUGUGUUGGUCAGGUGGGCACCGAUGGCUAAAGUCUAGGCAUUAAUGGCUGGCUGACAUUCCCCACAUCUAAAAACUGAAAUUAAUUAAUGUUUGGAAACGUAACAAUAAGGCCCAAAUUCUCUGCUCUUUGUCUUGGUAGGGUUGUUGUCAUUUUCAGAUUAUUCAUUUGUCUUUAUAUCCUUCACAUUACAGUAAAAAUCUAAGGAACUGUUGCCUUCAUCAGACUGAGGAGGAAGCAGUGAUAGGGGAGUGACGCUGAGCAAGGACUCAUGAUGUGAAUACUAACCCUAGAGGUGAUGGCAAUAAGGAUUUUGUGACCGAGGAAGUGCCUGUUGAGGGGGGGGAAGGGAAGUGUCUUGUCAACCAGGUCAAAAAGUUUGGGUCAGGUCAGGUCAGGUCACAUCUUGCCUUUGAGCCUGGAGAGUGCAGCGUGCCUGGCGUGGUAACCUGUCACUUCCUUGUUAUGUUUUGUAGUGUUUAUAUUGCACCAUUAUGUUGAGUAUCAAGGAUGUUAUGUAUAUUUAGUACUAUGUUUGUGUGUACAGGAUUAUGUUCCACACCAUGUUAUAUACUUAGUAGGAUAAUUCGAGAGUACAGUAUUUAUUUUGUUGUAUUGUUAUGUUAUAGAGAUUAUUUACAUUCCAUUAUGUAUACUUUAACAGGAAGAAAAGGUAUGCAAAUGUUAGUGUGUGUGUGUGUGUGUGUGUGUGUGUGUGUGUGUGUGUGAGUGGCGUGGCGUUCAGUGCCGCCUGCUGCUGUUGCUGCCGCAGGUCUUGUUAGUCAGAGUACCUUGUGAUACAAUCUCACUUAGACAUAUUUUCUCUAAAAAUAAAACACUUAUGUGAUAAUUAA
Messenger RNA from Eriocheir sinensis (Chinese mitten crab), 9714 nucleotides. RefSeq names its product transmembrane protein 127-like. Gene Ontology annotation, cellular component: membrane. Gene Ontology annotation, biological process: negative regulation of cell population proliferation; negative regulation of TOR signaling. Lineage: Eukaryota; Metazoa; Arthropoda; Malacostraca; Decapoda; Varunidae. Bases 238 to 1140 code for a protein of 300 amino acids. The record is from RefSeq and is a predicted model, not a curated record. The transcript has 6 exons.